Tetranychus urticae (two-spotted spider mite) is the source of this 3485-nucleotide messenger RNA. RefSeq names its product vacuolar protein sorting-associated protein 18 homolog. Gene Ontology annotation, biological process: endosome to lysosome transport; endosome organization; lysosome organization. The record is from RefSeq and is a predicted model, not a curated record. Gene Ontology annotation, cellular component: HOPS complex; endosome. Gene Ontology annotation, molecular function: protein-macromolecule adaptor activity; protein binding. NCBI's taxonomy places the organism in Eukaryota, Metazoa, Arthropoda, Arachnida, Trombidiformes, Tetranychidae.
AGCUCCCUUCCAUUGACUUGAGAUUUAGGUCGACAAAGUUAUCUCAUUCUUAUUUUGCUAAAUUAAUGUAAUAUUUUUAGAUCUUAGUGUUUUUAGUUGUACAUAAUUUAUAUAUUUUCUUAAGUUUUUCGACCAAACACUGUUCCGUGAUUCAGACUUGAUAUCAGUUCUAAAGCUGGCUAUCAACUUAGCUUUCAAAUGUAAUCACCAUUCCAGGUUAUUGUUAUUGCCUUAUCCUCCGGGUCUUUUUCAAUGUGUUAGCAAACUGUUAAUUAUUAUUUGAUUGCUUAUCUCUCAUUUUGAAAUUAUGUUGUUGUUUGAUCAAUAUGAUGAAGAAUCAUCUUCUUCAUUCACUAGACAAUAUGGACAACCAUCAAUCAGGCCAAAGAUUAUUGGAGUGUACGAAGAUGAAGAAGGGAAACCUCCGAUAUUCAAGAGACAUAAGAUAAACUUCGCACCUGAAGAUGUCAUCACACAUUUAGCUGUCAGUAACAACCAGAUGAUUUUGGCGAUGAGAAACAAGAAGCUACUCAGAAUUGAUUUAAUGAAUCCAGAUCAGCCCAUAGAAAUCGAAUUGGCUCAAUUUCUUGGGGAUAAAUCUCAAAUGGCUAAACUGCAUCAAGUCUAUUUGUCGCCUAGUGGGAAACAUUCUCUGCUCAGUUUUGCUGCAGAUUUGAAAAAUUUAGUUCCAUUUGAUAAUCUUUAUUUAUCAAAGAAGAUUCAUCAAGCAAGUAAAUUAAAAGGAUAUUUAAUCACAGCAAUAGGAUGGAAUUUUGCCCACGAAAAGGACAGUACCACUAGCAAUAUUCUCAUUGGAACCAGUAAAGGUUUAGUGUUUGAAACUGAACUUGCCCCAGAUGAGACAAAAUGGUUGAUGAACACCAGUCUGGAGAGAUAUUUUAAUCAAGUUUUUGACGCCGGCACUGAGUCUGGUCCUAUCACUGGUAUACAAUUCCAUCGCAUUUCUGGUAGCGAUUCAACAUGCUUAAUUCUUAUUACAACUGCCAAUCGUUUAUAUCAAUUUAUUGGAAAAACUGGCUCUAAUUCUGAUGGACCUAACUUAGUCAAUAUAUUUAGCACAAGUGCCGGCCAAUGUCGAGAUAUGCCUGGAAAUCUAGGUUUUAGUAAACUAGAUUUUUAUUUCAACUCCGCUUUGACCCCUGAAACUUUUGGAUGGCUUACGGAGCCUGGAAUUACAUAUGGAAAAAUUUCCUACGAACCUCCGAUGUCUUUAAACACAGUAUUUAAAGAUUCCUUUGUUUUGCCUUACGCUGACGAUAAUCACCAUCCAAAUGAUUCCGUAUCCGCAAACAAAGAAAAACCAUUAGGAAUUAUUUUAACUAAAUUUCAUAUUCUAGUAUUAUUCAAAAAUCUCUUGAGAGUUAUUUGUGUUCUUUCUCAAGAAAUUGUCUUGGAAGAUAAAUUUACUGAAGCAUGUGGCUCGGUUAUCGGGAUUGCGAAGGAUUUAGUCAGAGGAACUAUUUGGGUUCAUUUUGAGCUAGCAGUUUAUCGUUACAAGAUAACUGAAGAAGAUCGAUUCAUCUGGAAAAUUUAUUUAGCUAAAAAGGAUUUCAAAAAUGCUAAAAUAUUUGCAAACAAAGACCCGAUCAAAAUGGAUGAAGUUAUCUGUGAAGAAGCUCAAUACUUUUUAGACAGAAAAGACUACAACAAAUCAGCUGAACUAUACGCUCAGAGUGGUAAGAGUUUUGACGAAGUUGCAUUGAAAUUUAUGCAACUUAAAGAUCAAGAAGCUCUUAAAAAAUUUCUCAAAUGUAAACUUAAUGUUUUGCCAUCAAGCAAUCAAUCGCAAAUUGAUCUCAUCACCGUUUGGUUAAUUGAACUCAUCAUGAGUCAGAUUGGUGAACUUAAAAUCUCAAAAUACUCUAAAUCAUUGGAAGAAAAUAUCGACGAAAACUCUGAAGAAAUCCUUACCAAAUUAGCGUUUGAGUUCAAGGAGUUACUCAGCAUAACAAAAAUAAAGGAUUGUAUUACAAAGAAGAAGAACAUUAUUUAUGAAAUUAUAUUGAGUCAAGGUGAUGAGGCAUGUUUACUCUUGUUCGCUUCAUCAGUCCAAGACUACAAAUUUGCCAUCAGUUAUUUUAUUGAAAAAGGUGAUUAUAACCAGUGCUUGAAAAUUUUAGCUGAACAGAAAAGCGUCGAUUUAAUAUAUCGUUAUGGUCCUCUACUAAUGCGCCAUGUUCCUGCCGAGUUAGUGAAAAUCUUAAAAAGUCGUUGCCUGUCUCUUGAUUCUGUCAAAUUGUUGCCCACUUUAAUUCAAAACUCUGACCAAAAAGGCUUCAAGGCUCAACAGUGCCAAGAAAUAAUCAGCUACCUUGAACAUUGUGUUACGAUGGGAAUUACAGAGCAAGUUAUUCAUAAUUAUCUCAUUGCGCUUUAUGCGGAACUUGAUCCAAAUAAGCUUCUAUCCUAUUUAGAAUCUAAGAAUUAUGCCAAUAGGAUUGAUUAUGAUCUGAAAUAUGCUCUGAGAAUUUGUUCAGAAAAAGAUUUAAAGAACGCAUCAGUUAUUUUAUACACAACAAUGGGAGCUUAUGAAGAAGCUGUUGACAUGGCUUUGUUAGUUGAUAUGGAUUUAGCCAAAAAAACUGCCGAUAUUCCUCAAAUGGACGACGAUCUGAGAAGACAAUUGUGGCUCAAAAUUGCUCGCCAUGUAGUUGAAGAGAAAGGAGAUAUUCAACAAGUUAGCCACUUAUUAGCUGAUUGCAAUCUACUCAAGAUUGAAGACAUUUUACCCUUUUUCCCGGAUUUUGUUACCAUAAGUCACUUCAAAGAUGCUAUAUGCUCAUCUCUCAAAGGUUACUGUCAAAAUAUUGAAGCUCUUAAAGAUGAAAUGAAGGAAACUACAGAAAGCUCGGAUCAAAUCAAAAAAGAAAUUCAAAAGUUAAGAAAUCGUUUUAUUGUUGUUCGCACAGAUGAUAAAUGUUCAAUCUGUGGCCACUCAAUCCUAAGUCAAUCAUUCCAUGCUUUCCCAUGUCGUCAUUAUUUUCAUAAAGUUUGUCUCAAUGUUGAGAUUAAAAGUUACUUAAGUCCAUCUUUGAAAGAAAGGUUAAUCAAAGUGUCUAAAGGAGAAAAAUUGACCAGCCAAUUGCUUGACAAAACAUUAACUGAUAAGGAAAUCAAAUCUAUCAAAGACAAUGAUGAUCUGGAUGAAAUCAUGCAAUCUCAAUGUCUCUAUUGUGGAGAUUUAAUGAUAGAAAGUAUAAAUGAACCAUUAAUCUCUCCAGAUGAAAAUAACAUGGCUUCAAUUGGAUGGUAAACUGAAAUACUUAUCACCGAGUAUUAUGAUUAUAACGAAAUUGCUGUUAUAGAAAUUUAUCAAUUUUUAAUUUUACAUUCCUCUCACAAACUUGUUGCCCUGUAAGUAAAAUCUGUAUAAUGAACAAGAUGAAUACAAUUUCAUUUGAAGAAAAACAUUUAUUUAUAACAAAAUCCAGAUAUUAACUAAUUAAAAUCCAAGUAAAUGUUGA